Molecule: messenger RNA, 3740 nt
Organism: Cyprinodon tularosa
Lineage: Eukaryota; Metazoa; Chordata; Actinopteri; Cyprinodontiformes; Cyprinodontidae
Gene: prickle1b
Product: prickle homolog 1b
Exons: 8
Coding region: 328-3141 (937 amino acids)
Molecular function (GO): zinc ion binding
Source: RefSeq, a predicted model, not a curated record
CCAAGAGCUCACAGUCACAGUGGGAUCAGAGAUAGUGCAGAUAGAGACGUCACCUCUCUGCCCUCACUGCUUGCCUUCUGGACUUGGGAGUGUUUGGACUGCUAAACAGGUUGCUUCUCCAACAAGCCUCCUUAUAAAAGAAGUUGACUUUUCAAGCUGCAUGAAGAGGAUUGUCAGUGAGGGGUACUUCCUGAGUGAUCUGGAUCUGAUUAGAGCAUGGAACUGUUCAACUUGGUGCUGCAGAGAGGUAACCAGUGGUGGAAAACUGAGUGACCACAGUUGGCAGAGGAUUUGUUGCAGUUUUUCUGGAACAAUGGAGAGAGGCAGAUGUUUUUAGUAGAGAACCUGAGUGUGAUGAACCUUGAUCGAAGCGACAGGAGGGAACGUCCAUCACCCCGUGGGUCAGACAUGGAGGCUCGUUCGGGGGGAAAGAUGGGGAAGAUGACGUCUGUGGUAUUCCAGAGGAGCUCUACCUCAGACGACGACUCUGGCUGUGUGCUGGAGGAGUAUGCCUGGGUGCCACCCGGACUCAGGCCUGAACAGGUCCAGAUGUAUUUCGCCUGUCUACCCGAAGACAAGGUGCCGUACGUCAACAGCCCGGGAGAGAAGCACAGGAUCAGACAGCUCCUCUACCAGCUGCCACCGCAUGACAAUGAGUUGCGCUACUGUCAGUCUUUAACAGAGGAGGAAAAGAGGGAGCUCCAAAUGUUCAGCAACCAAAGGAAGAGGGAGGCACUAGGCAGAGGAACGCCAAAGAUCCUCCCGAGAGCCCUGCAACACACCCGUUGUGAAAAUUGUCGUGGAGGGAUUAAUGGAGGGGAGAUGGCCAUUUUUGCCUCCAGAGCUGGGCCAGGUCCCUGCUGGCACCCGGCCUGCUUUGCAUGCUCCACAUGCCAAGAGCUCCUGGUGGAUCUCAUCUACUUCUAUCAAAAUGGCAAAAUCUUCUGCGGAAGACACCAUGCUGAGCUCAUGAAACCCCGCUGCUCCUCUUGUGAUGAGAUCAUCUUUGCAGAUGAAUGCACUGAGGCGGAGGGACGUCACUGGCACAUGAAGCACUUUGCCUGUUUUGAGUGCGGGACGAUGCUGGGCGGACAGCGAUACAUCAUGAAAAAUGGACGUCCCUACUGCUGUGGGUGCUUUGAGUCCCUGUAUGCAGAGUACUGUGAGGCCUGUGGGGAAAACAUUGGCGUUGACCAUGCCCAGAUGACCUAUGAGGGUGUUCACUGGCACGCCACCGACCAAUGCUUUUGUUGUGCCCAAUGUAAGACGUCCUUGCUGGGUUGUCCCUUCUUACCCAAGCAAGGUCGCAUCUAUUGCUCAAAGGCCUGCAGCCAAGGUGAAGAUGUACAUGCCUCGGACUCAUCAGAUUCUGCUUUCCAGUCGGCCCGUUCUCGGGAGUCCCGCCGGAGCAUUCGCAUGGGGAAGAGCAGUAGGCCUGCUGAAGAGUGGAGACAGUCACAGCUAUUUAACCCUCCUGCUACAGUUGCGCCUUAUGAGCAAGGUUUUGCGGAGGGACAGGGCAAUAGAGAUGCUGAUGGCGACAUUGAUAUAGUGGGGAGUAAGCUAACCCAUCUUGGUCUUGAGGAGGAGAGGUUCUGGAGGGAGCGGGAGGAGCAGGAAGCUGCCGGAGAGGAGGAUCCGGAGGAGUGGGCUCAGCAUGACGACUAUAUGACUCAGCUUCUGCUUAAGUUUGGUGACCGUGGUAUGCUGCACCAACUCCAACCUCAAUCCCUAAAAUCACCAAGCCCCAACAGUGACUCAACAAGGCUAAUAGGUGUGUCGGAUCCAUGGCUGAAGUCUGAUUCUACAUCUGUGGGCCUUAACCCCUCCUCUCCCACCCCUACCAGUCCCACUCAGAGCCAGACUUCUGAUCAAUCUCGAGCUAACAGCCUCAGUCCAGGCUUGAUGGACAAGAAACAUCUACCGGAGAUGUACUGGGCCCAGUCGCAAGAUGGCCUCGGUGACUCUGCUUAUGGGAGUCAUCCAGGUCCUGCAAGUGCAAGAAAGAUCCAAGAGCUGGAACUUGACCAAGAUCAGGAGCAGUCUGGAAUAGGUAAACAGGCUUUUUGGCCAGACACAAGACAGUGGUAUGAAGACUCCCUAGAAUGUAUCGCUGAUGAGUUGAGGAAGGUUGAGAAUGGUGUUGGAGACUCCAUGGACUCCCUUGCUUUGUCAAACAUCACUGGUGCUUCAGUGGAUGGAGAUGCACCCACAGUCUACAAUCUUCAUGCAGUUCAGGAUUCCUCUCUGACAGAGUGCGAGAACAUGAGCAACAUGGGAACCUUUAAUUCAUCCCAUAUUCACCACAGUGCCAACUCCCUUAGUCUCAACAUUGAAAAGAGAGUUGAAGAAGCAGAAAAUUCAGUGGCCCUUGGAAUGAGGGUGGUCCCUCCUGUAGGCCUUCACUCAAUUUCUCCACAUUCAGAGGGCCUUCCCGCAUCCUUUGUUCAGGCUCCAGCUCUAAGGAGGAGCAAGUCGCAUUCCAGGCCACCCCAGAUGGUCAAGUUCUCAGAGGACACAGUGGACAAUGGAUACAAUGAUGGAUAUGAGGUCACAGUCAUGAAACAUCCCAUGAGUGAGAAGCCACAGAGGAGAGCAUGCUGCCCAGAUGAGCUUGGCAGAGCAAGAAGCCACUCGACAAGCCAGCAUGGCAGAAGCCGGCCCCAACACCACCGACAGGGCCGGCGCCACAGGAGUCGCAAGACCCGUUCGGACAACGCCCUUCACAUGGUACCUGUGGAGAGAGCUCAAAGGCCAUUUGAACAUCAGCAGCAGGAUAUCGUAAACCCACAAUAUGGUGCGAUGCAUCUACAGCACCCUACACACAUGCUGCCGCUAUCCUACACUCAAACCCGAUCUGACUAUAUGAUCCGUAGUUCAAACCAGAAGGACUCACGGUUUGAACAUUUCAUGGGUCUCCACAGAGACGAGGACGAGUGGUGUUCCACUUGUUCCUCUUCAUCAUCGGACUCUGAGGAAGAGGGAUAUUUCCUCGGUCAACCAAUACCCCAGCCUCGAGCGGUUGGGCGCUACUACACAGAAGACUACCCGACGAGGGUGACUGCCCUCACGGCCCUCAGCCAUGGCUCACAGACUGGUCGGAGAAAAGGCCACAGCUCCAAAAACUGUAUAAUUUCUUAGCAAACCACCUUAAGGAUGUCGGAAAGUGCACUAAACAUGCAACAUUGUAAAGAUGUUAAGCUAGGUUUGUCAUAUUUUGUAAAGAGGCUAUUGUUAAGUUGUUAAGACACAUCUUACAUGUAUGCAAAACUGGCCAAAUGCUCAACAGUUAGCCUAUAGAAUGUGUGUAACGAGUGGAAGUCUUGAAAUGUUCACUUUGGCAACAGUAUAUAAGUGCAUUUUCUGGAGGUUGACAAUGGAAGUUGAACCUAGAAACUAACCGAAAAAUUAUUUAAUGUUUAGCAAGACAAGAAAAUUGUAUAUAAUAAGUUAAAAUUUCAGGACUGGUAUUUUUAUACUCAUUUGGAAGUGUAAAAACUGUUUUGUUUGAGGUAGAUGAGUAUAAAAAAAGAAGAGAAACAUGGUACAGCUUUAUUCACAGAGAAUGGUCUUGUUAUUCCUGAUUAUUUGCACCACCUCCCACAUUAUUUACUCAUAUUCCGUAUACAGAACUGGCAGAAACACACCCGUGUUUGGAUCUGAUCACCACCGUUGCCCUAAGAUAACCAAACAUAUGCUUUAUGAUGUAAAAGCCUGUAAUAAAUUUUUUUUUUCUCCAA